AUGGACGUAUCCCUUUCCUACACACUUAUACACGCAUGUACUUCUCCCGUUUUUCCCCUCGCUCCUCACAUCUAUCACUACGUGAUCUCAUCACCCCUUUUUUCCUUUUUUUCUUUAUAUAGGAAUAUAGCCAUACCUCGAGUGGAAAUACGUCGGAGUCUGGCGCGCGCCACGCCAGAUUUCCUGACUUUGGCUAGUUUCUCGUCACGCAGUGACUCAUACCACCUCUGCAUCACGCAAAAGCCUAGGUGUCAUUGGUCGAGUUUAAACAAGGUGUUUACUCAAGUCCAAUGA
Molecule: messenger RNA, 294 nt
Organism: Laccaria bicolor S238N-H82
Lineage: Eukaryota; Fungi; Basidiomycota; Agaricomycetes; Agaricales; Hydnangiaceae
Exons: 1
Coding region: 1-294 (97 amino acids)
Source: RefSeq, a predicted model, not a curated record